Brachypodium distachyon (stiff brome) is the source of this 372-nucleotide messenger RNA. RefSeq names its product mitochondrial import inner membrane translocase subunit TIM17-2-like. Bases 1 to 372 code for a protein of 123 amino acids. Gene Ontology annotation, cellular component: TIM23 mitochondrial import inner membrane translocase complex; mitochondrial inner membrane. Gene Ontology annotation, biological process: protein import into mitochondrial matrix. The transcript has a single exon. Gene Ontology annotation, molecular function: transmembrane protein transporter activity. Lineage: Eukaryota; Viridiplantae; Streptophyta; Magnoliopsida; Poales; Poaceae. The record is from RefSeq and is a predicted model, not a curated record.
AUGGGCGGCAUCGUCGCCGUUGGAGGCACCGUCUUCUACUUCCUUAAGGGCGUCAUCAGCAGUUCCUCCAAGGGCCGCCUCGCCGGAGGCGCCAAGGGGGUCGUCGCCAAUGCGCCCUGCGUGGCUCGCUGGGCGGGCUGGUGCGGCAUCAUGUCGGCCAUCGAGAGCGGCAUGGGAAGCGUCUGCGGUGUCGAGUGUCCAUUGAAUAGCGUGGUCGCCUUUGCUGGCGCCAGUGCUCUCUUCUCCGCGCGCCAGGGGCCACGCGCCGCCGUCCGCUCCGGGCUCAAGGCCGCUGCCUUCGCCGUUGUGUUGGAGACCACCGUCUACGGCCUUGAAAGCAUGCUGAAACUUGAUGGCUCAUGCCGUGACUAA